Maylandia zebra (zebra mbuna) is the source of this 3227-nucleotide messenger RNA. NCBI's taxonomy places the organism in Eukaryota, Metazoa, Chordata, Actinopteri, Cichliformes, Cichlidae. The record is from RefSeq and is a predicted model, not a curated record.
AUGGAUUAUAUAGUUUUAGGUCACAUAAACAUUGAGCAGCUGCCCACCAUCACAGCUCAGUCGCCCAGCACUCUCAUCGCCUUUCCCUUUGACGAAAGCUUCCCCGUGAUUUGUGAAGCCAAAGGGAAUCCCGAGCCAGAAUUCAGAUGGACAAAGAAUGACCAGGAAUUCGACCCCUUUCAAGACCCCCGCCUGAUGAAAGAAGAGAAUUCUGGGACCUUUGUGAUACCCAAUAAUGGGAACCUUACAGAGUACCAGGGAACCUAUCGCUGUUACGCCUCAAACAAACUAGGCAUCGCCAUAUCGAAGGAGAUUGAGUUCAUUGUGCCCAAUGUUCCUAAAUUCCCUAAAGAGACACUCGAUCCUGUCGUGGUAGAAGAAGGCCAGCCAUUUACUUUAAAAUGUGACCCACCUAACGGUAUACCUCCACUGCAGAUCUACUGGAUGACUAUUAAUCUCCAGCACAUUGAGCAGGAUCAGAGGGUGUCCGUGGGCCUGAACGGAGACCUUUACUUCUCCCACGCAGUGGAGAAGGACAGCGGGAGAGACUACUGCUGCUUCGCCUCCUUCCCCAGAAUACGAACGAUCGUUCAGAAGACCGCCAUGUCUGUCAUUGUCAAGACAAGAAAAAGUGACAGUUCUGAAAAUGCUAAUGCAAUUCUGGAGAGAAAACCCUCUCUUCUGACGCCCCCUGGUGGCAAAUCAGAGAUACAGCUGGUCAAAGGAGAGGACCUGAACCUGGAGUGUAUUGCUGAAGGAUUUCCAACUCCACAGGUUGAAUGGAUGAAAAUGGGCCACAAAUUUCCUAGUAAAGUGAGAUUUGAGAAUCAUGGAAAAUUGGUGAUUGUGCCAAGAGCUGAGCUGGAAGACAGUGGGAAGUACACGUGCAAGGCAAAGAAUCCACUGGGAGAAGUUCAACAUACCUUCACCGUGACAGUCGAAGAGCCUCCAGAGUGGGUGUUUGAGCCUGAGAGUCAGCUCAGUAUGAUCGGCUCAGACGUGCACAUCAAGUGCUCUGCCAGUGGGAUUCCUCAGCCGACGACUACAUGGAGGGUGAACGGUGGACCUCUGCAGGAGUCCCCAGCACGAAACAGGAGGGUAAUUGGUGACACCAUAGUUAUACAUAAUGCCCAAGUUUCUGACAGUGCUGUCUAUCAGUGUGAGGCCUCCAAUAGACACGGAACCAUUCUGUCCAAUGCAAACAUCAUGAUCAUGAAUUUGCAGCCCAUGAUUUUAACAAGUGAGGGGGAGGAAUACUCUGUUGUGGAGAGGAAGGGAGUGACGAUGCACUGCAAGGUCUUCAGCUCUCCUCCUUCUACAAUCACUUGGAGCAAAGACGACUCCCCUGAAUCUGUUCAUGGACCCAGGUUUACUGUUCAUGAAAACGGGUCACUGAAGAUCUACAAUGUGGAGAGGGGUGACACAGGACAGUACACGUGUUUGGCCAAAAACACAGAGGGAUCAUCUGCUAUCAAUGCCAUGCUUUAUGUAAAAGAUCCCACUCGAAUAGUAGUGGCCCCGGAGGACCAGCGGAUCCUAAUAGGUACCACGGCCCAGCUCUCAUGCCUGGCGGAGUACGACAAGUCUUUCAGCAAUGACUUUGAGCUCCUGUGGGAAAAAGAUGAUAUGGAGAUAGCCCUCAACUACACUGAGAAUUCAAGAUACUUUGUGGAGAACGGUGUUUUUCACAUCAUGAAUGUGAGCCACAGCGACCAGGGUGUGUACACAUGUGUGGCAAAAACUCCAGCGGACCAAGACGUGGCCUCAGCCCUCCUCAUGGUGUUAGAUGUCCCCGAUGCGCCGGAGAACUUGGUACUGUCUGACCGCAAGGGCAGAAAUGUGACGCUGAAAUGGGUCCCCGGGGACGACCACAACAGCUCAACCACAGAGUUUAUUAUCGAGUACGAGGAGAGCCACUGGGAACCAAGCAACUGGAAGGAGCUACUCCGAGUACCUGGGAACCGCAACUCUGCUGAGCUCAAGCUCAACGGCAAUGUCGACUAUUGCUUCCGAGUGUCCGCCGUGAACGCUGUGGGAACCGGGCGUCCUAGCGAGGCCACAGAGAGAUACAAAACUCCUCCAGAAGCCCCUGACAGGAACCCUGAAAAUAUCAGAAUCGAAGGUCAUUUGCCACAUGAAAUGGAUAUCAAAUGGGAGCCCCUGUUACCAAUUGAGCACAAUGGUCCCGGCUUGGAGUACAAGGUGAGUUACAGACGACAAGAUGUGGAAGAAGACUGGAAGGAGAACACAGUGAAGAGACACUCAUUCGUGGUGAAGAACACCCCAACUUUUGUUCCCUACGAAAUAAAGAUCCAAGCCAAGAAUCGUCAGGGCUUUGGACCUGAGCCCAAGUUAGUGACUGGCUAUUCAGGAGAGGACUUUCCCUCUGCUGCACCUGAUGAUGUAGCUGUGGAGGUGAUGAACAGCUCCGUGGUCAAGGUUAGCUGGACACGAGUACACAAGGACAAGUUACAUGGACAUCUGGGAGGCUACAGGAUAAGUUGGUGGCGUCUGCGCAGUCUGGUGGACUCAAAGAAAAGUCCCGGAGAUAAACACACGCUGGCAGUCCCCGGGGAUAAGAACCACGCCACGGUACCAAUUCUGACGCCCUUCUCCGAGUACAGCCUCAUCGUCAUGACCUUCAACGGGCGGGGCAACGGCCCAGGCAGUCAUCCCGUCAACUUCAAAACCCCAGAGGGAGUCCCAGAGAAAAAUCAUGAUUUCAGGGUCACAGAUGUACAGAGGCACACUGUCUCUUUGGCCUGGGAGCCGCCGUUGGAGCCUAAUGGGAUUCUCAUUGGCUACCUCCUUAAGUACCAUCUCAUCAAUGACACAGAAGAAGUGGGACCACUGCAGACAGUAGAUAUUAGCAAACCUGAGACCACCACGUGGAUCCUGCGUGACUUGGAGCCUUUGAGUAAAUACAAGUUCUACCUGUGCUCCUGUACCACGGUGGGCUGCGGGCCUGACGUCAGCAACGAGUGCACCACCACCCUGGAAACAAGCAAGUCAGCUUCCCCCUCACCUCCAAGCACUCCAAAGUCCCCUGUGACCAAACCCACUCGUUCCACCAUAGGUCUGGCCAGCAUUCACGGAGGAAUAUCUACCAAGGGCUGGUUUAUCGGGCUGAUGUGCGCCAUUGCUCUCCUCACACUCAUUGUGUUGAUCGCCUGCUUUGUCAACAGAAAUAAAGGAGGGAAGUAUUCCGGUAGGUCCUCACUUUACAA